AUGACAUUUGACGACGACCGGCAACUCUAUGUUAUUCAAGCGAUUGUAGAUGGAAAGCUCAUGGAUAUUCAGUUUACAGAGAUCUCUCAAACACAAAUGGACGCAUUGCGGCGAACGCCCUCCCAGCACACGACCUUUCCCAAACCAAAUAUUUACUCAUGUUUGAUUGUGCAGAACCACACUGUGAGGAAUACGCUCUCGACUUGGUGGAGUAUAUCAACUCUUGCCAUUCAAGAAAAAGGGUGUUCUUGGGAUGUUCGCGCAGAAAAAUUAAAAACCAAGAACAGCUCAGCUCCUGAAAACAGAAUGCAGACAGCAGCAGUUUCCGUCUCCUACUUCGGACAUCAUAAUACGAUGAUCCAGCGGAGGAAAAUCUCUGGCUUGGGAACCUCCGUAAGCUCGAUUUUGAGUGGCUCGAAGAAAAGACAACCGAUUAUUGCAUUCCUUAAUUAUAACGUCUUGAAACUUUUCCACGAGCUAGUCAAGCGACUCAAAGCACACCAAGAAAAAGAAUCCAGAGCAGAACGUCGAUCACAACUUAUGCAGAAGCAAAUGCAGUCCCAAUUUCAUCAUGUUUAA
Molecule: messenger RNA, 579 nt
Organism: Oikopleura dioica
Lineage: Eukaryota; Metazoa; Chordata; Appendicularia; Copelata; Oikopleuridae
Source: the annotation of a GenBank genome assembly